Molecule: messenger RNA, 795 nt
Organism: Darwinula stevensoni
Lineage: Eukaryota; Metazoa; Arthropoda; Ostracoda; Podocopida; Darwinulidae
Source: the annotation of a GenBank genome assembly
AUGGCACGGAAUUUCCACACGACCGCGCCGAGACAAGUGGACGGCGUGACAGCCUGGUUCGUGAUCCGCACAGCUAACAUCGUCCAACUGGGAGCAUUAAUUCUGGGUCGUCGAUGGAAGGAUCGGUAUCGCGGUCCCUCUCGUUCCCGGCGAUGGAGCGCUGAACGCUCCCCGGUAGGUAACGUCGCGCCGGGCGGAGUGGUUCAUGCCACCAUCUAUUCUAACUACCUCGUUGAGAAUCCCAUUACCGGACGGAAGCAGUUCAUGCUCUUCUCGACGGAUGGCCAAGCGAGCCACAUUACGGCUUCGAGCAGCCCCGAAUACCAACGAGCGGCCGGCGUCCUGAAUAGACUCCUCGAUGCAAAUCGACGAUUGAAUUCUGAUCACAGCGGUCGGCGCUUUUUCACCCAUGUCUUUGUUUACAAGGGGCUGUUGGACGUGUGCCCUUCCGAUGACCGAUUGGCUUGUGUCCUGGCUCACGAGUCGUCUCGCUGUCUCCUGGAACACGGACGAGAAAAAUCGAACAGGCUGAAAUUGGCUCAAGGACUCUCUGCUAUUACGGUCGUCAUCUACGACUCAGCUUUACUCCUUGCUCUGGAGAUGGAGGCAGAUCGACACGGUCUGCGACUGGCAACAACGGCGUGUUAUGACAUUCGAGAAGACGAAACCUUCUGGAACAUCAUGGCAACUGCAACUGAAAAUGACGUGUCCCAGCACAUUUCUUUCCUUUCCAGUCAUCCGUCCCACAAACAAAGGCUCCACGCUGUGAGAAAGGAAAUCGACCUUUCUAAGUGA